Molecule: messenger RNA, 849 nt
Organism: Physella acuta
Lineage: Eukaryota; Metazoa; Mollusca; Gastropoda; Physidae
Product: beta-1,3-galactosyltransferase 2-like
Biological process (GO): protein O-linked glycosylation
Cellular component (GO): Golgi membrane
Molecular function (GO): hexosyltransferase activity
Source: RefSeq, a predicted model, not a curated record
AUGAACGACAGCUCAAACCUCGAAACUAACCAGCUCUUGUAUCACGAUAUACUACAAAACUUGAACCGGAAAAUAAAAAAUCUGGAAGAAAAAAAUACAAAUCUUAUCGCCUUCUUAUCAAAACCCGUGAUAAACAAAGUCAACCAUUCAUACAUUCAUAACCCCGUCAACGCAUGCGCAGAUAACAGAACGGAAGUGCUUUUUGUCGUACCGUCUGCUGUGUUUAAAUCUGGUACAAGAAUUGAUGUCAGGAACUCAAAUUUAGGUCAGUUUGUUAAAAACCCAGAUAACAACGCAACUUUGUUGUUUUUUCUGGGUCAAGUUUUCAACGACACGAAAAAUCUCCAGGCAGAGGUAGAUGAGGAGGCUCGUCAGUUCGGCGACAUCGUGCAGGAGAACUUUCUAGAUGUUUAUUCCAACAUCCGACUCAAGGCGUUGUCCAUGCUAUACUGGGCUGUCGAGUUCUGUCCGCAGACGACAUUUGUUAUACGGGCAGACGAUGACGUCAAAGUCUUCCCAGAGAAGUUGGUGUCUGUUUUAAGGGAUAAGCAUAAGACUUAUCCAAACUUCAUCAUCGGGAAGAAGGUUGAGAACUGGAAACCUUACCGUAACAAGAAUUCCAAGUACUAUCUCUCAGAAGAUGAGUACACCCACUCCACCCUUCCACCGUUCGCGCUGGGUGGAUUGCUGGGGUACCCCAUCUGUACCGUGUGGCUGUUGUACCAGGCGGCGCUCAGGGUCAGACCCGUGUGGUUGGAUGACGUGUACGUCACGGGGAUCUGCGCACCGGAAGUUGGGGUCCCUGUACUCAAUGACACCAAUUUUGGGUUCAGACACUGGGAUUUGUGA